CUGCUAAUGAGGAGGAGCUAGCUGCAGAUGUUGACUCUGCUUGCGGACUGACUAGCCGAAGUUUGUCUCACAAGUCGGAAACACGGCACAUGUGUCGCUGCACGCUCCACUGGAAAGAGAAAGGGAAAAAGAAGACAGCACAACGAAGAUUAAUCCAGUGGAGAAUUCAACAAUGCCCUUUGAGACCGGCAUAGUCUUAUUAGCCUUCCAGUGACACUCCCACGUCGCUUUCCACUUGUCUUGGUUCACACCCCUCUUUUCAUUUUAUCCAGUAUUUAUUUGUUCUAUUCUGUCACCUUGGCUCAGUUCCUGGUGCUGCAGUCUGUCGUCUUUAUUACUCCCCCGUCACUUCGUCCUGUUACCUCUGAGUUGAGGCUGAAGGAGAAUGGUUGCUGAGGUGGAUUCAGUUUCUCAAGGCAGCGGUGUUCGGCUGAAGCAGGAGAUUUCCCUCCUCCAUGGGGUCUGUCUCAUCGUGGGAAAUAUGAUAGGCUCUGGCAUCUUUGUCUCACCUAAGGGUGUCCUUAAGUACACGGGUUCAUUUGGCCUGUCGCUGGUAGUGUGGGCCAUUGGAGGGAUUUUUUCUGUGUUUGGAGCAUUAUGCUAUGCUGAGCUGGGUACCACCAUCCAUAAAUCUGGAGCCUCCUAUGCCUACAUCCUGGAGGCCUUUGGAGGUUUCUUGGCUUUUAUACGACUGUGGACGUCGUUGUUGAUAGUCGAGCCAGCUUGUCAGGCAGUGAUAGCCCUGACCUUCUCUAACUACCUGGUCCAGCCCUUCUACCCCACCUGUAUAGCCCCCUAUGACGCCGUCCGCCUCAUUGCUGCUGUGAUCAUAUGUCUGCUGACUUGUGUGAACUGUAUGAAAGUGAAAUGGGGCGCUAUUCUUCAGGUCAUCUCCACUGUGGCCAAGGUCCUAGCUCUUAUUGUCAUCAUCAUUACUGGGCUGGUUAAGCUGGCACAAGGAUUCGACCAGAACUUUGAGGACUCAUUCAAGGGCUCCAAGCUGAACCCAGGUGACAUGGCCCUGGCCCUCUAUUCAGCACUGUACUCCUACUCUGGCUGGGACACACUCAACUUCAUCACGGAGGAGAUUAAAAACCCAGAGAGGAAUCUGCCCUUGUCGAUCGCUAUUUCCAUGCCCAUUGUCACAGUGAUCUACAUCUUGACCAACGUUGCUUACUACGUCGUCAUGGAUGCAGACCAAGUGCUGAGCAGCGAAGCUGUUGCUGUGGUGAGUAUCUGCCUAUUAUUGUGGGGCUCAGAAUAAAUUUUGUGCAUUCUC
Micropterus salmoides (largemouth bass) is the source of this 1279-nucleotide messenger RNA. RefSeq names its product Y+L amino acid transporter 1-like. The coding region runs from base 386 to 1264 and encodes 292 amino acids. Gene Ontology annotation, biological process: amino acid transmembrane transport. The transcript has 7 exons. Gene Ontology annotation, molecular function: basic amino acid transmembrane transporter activity; L-amino acid transmembrane transporter activity. NCBI's taxonomy places the organism in Eukaryota, Metazoa, Chordata, Actinopteri, Centrarchiformes, Centrarchidae. Gene Ontology annotation, cellular component: membrane. The record is from RefSeq and is a predicted model, not a curated record.